Equus caballus (horse) is the source of this 4096-nucleotide messenger RNA. NCBI's taxonomy places the organism in Eukaryota, Metazoa, Chordata, Mammalia, Perissodactyla, Equidae. The record is from RefSeq and is a predicted model, not a curated record.
ACAUGUAGCAUAUAUAUAAAAUACCAUUUUCUUUCUACUUCUCAAUAGACCAUCAUGUGCCCCUUCUGGAAUGAGCACAUACCACUAAACAGACUGAGCCUUAAAUCUGGAUUUUCUCCACAAUAACUGUUAUUCUUUUAUUCAGACAGAGUUCACCUUCUAAUUCUAAGCUCUGUAAAGGAGUGAUUUUAGACUAACUAUAUUAUUUUUAGUUAUUCAAGUACACAAAAAGAGCAUCUAUUGAUUAAAGCUGUUAAUAAUUUCUUUAUGUAUUUAAACUAAAUAGUACAUACCUGCAUUCUUCUACUACUUGUCAAUCAGAACACAAAAGAAAACUCAUUCUAAACUUAAGUCAUGUAAGUACAGUAGCCUUAGUUUUCUUGUCUUUCAAAGGAACUAAUAGGACUAUAGGAUCUUUAUAGUUACUUCCACCUCUUCUAUGCUAUGCUUUUAUGAGUUAAUUUUUAAAAAUUUUAUACUGGCAAAUUUUGUACUGCAGCAUAUUGUUUGUUGAAAGGCUCUCCCUUCGGUGUCAUACUGGGAUCAGAGAAAGAAGAUUGGGAGUAUAUAAUAGGUAAUUGAGAUUCAGAUAGUGAGUGUUAAUUAAGUUGCAUGAACAAAGUAUGGAGUGGCUAUGUAAGUGGUACAUAAGCAGAGAUACAGCUAGGAGACAACCUCUAAGUUAACUGAAAAAGAGUUAUUGUUGGGAUUCUGGUGAUCAGGUUGGAGUCAAGGUAAUACAAGGUCACCAGACCAGAGGACAGUGAUAAGAGAAUUAAUAAGAAAAUACAGAGAGCAAGGCAGAGUGUUAGCAGGUAGUAACUGGGAAUUUCACAGAAACUGAAGAAAGGAAAUACUUAGUAAAAAUUUGGGGUUGGUGGAUGAGGAGAAAAGGGGUGUAUAUCGAAGAAAAAAGCUAAACCUCAAGCAUAGUACAACCACAAAAAUGCAAAGAUCUUGAUAAUUGGAGUUGGUUGUAUCUCAAUCAGGAAACUUCUAUGCCUCAAGAAGGUAAGAAUCCUAGAGUGUGGGAUGUCAGACUCUUAAAGUGGAGAGAAGUCCUAUAGAAGCACAUGGGUGAAUGGGUAUAUGAGUGUGGCUUUGAGAACAGGAUGUUUGUUUGUUUGUUGUUUGCUUUAAAUCUGGAGUAGAGAAAGCUUUGGAGUUUACAGAGGAUACUGGAAAGGGUUGGACGUGUUGUUUUUAGCUGAAGUGAUGGAUAUGUCAAAUAUUUUUAGGUGGAGAAGAACUAGAGUCUUGAUGGAAGAAAUAGUAAUAAUGAUAAACUCUGUUUCUUGAUGCACUACAGACAGAGGAGAUGGAGAGUGAGAACAGUACAGUGGUGACAGAAUUCAUCCUCCUUGGUCUGACCCAGUCUCGAGAUAUGCAGCUCCUGGUCUUUGUGCUCGUUUUAAUUUUCUACCUCAUCAUCCUCCCUGGAAAUUUCCUCAUCAUCCUCACCAUCAGAUUAGACCCUGGCCUCACAGCCCCCCUCUACUUCUUUCUGGGCAACUUGGCCUUCCUGGAUGCAUCCUACUCCUUCAUUGUGGCUCCCAGGAUGCUGGUGGACUUCCUCUCUGAGAAGAAGGUAAUCUCCUACAGAGGCUGCAUCACUCAGCUCUUUUUCUUGCACUUCCUCGGAGGAGGGGAGGGGUUACUCCUUGUUGUGAUGGCCUUUGACCGCUACAUGGCUAUCUGUCGGCCUUUGCACUAUUCCACUGUCAUGAACCCUAGAGCCUGCUAUGUCUUGCUGUUAGCUCUGUGGCUUGGAGGCUUUGUCCAUUCCAUUAUCCAAGUGGCCCUCAUCCUCCGCUUGCCCUUCUGUGGCCCAAACCAGCUGGAUAAUUUCUUCUGUGAUGUGCCUCAGGUUAUCAAGCUGGCCUGCACGGACACCUUUGUGGUGGAGCUCCUGAUGGUCUUCAACAGUGGUCUGAUGACCCUCCUGUGCUUCCUAGGGCUUCUGGCCUCCUAUGCGGUCAUCCUCUGCCGUGUACGUGGGUCCUCCUCUGAGGGGAAGAGCAAGGCCAUGUCCACGUGCACCACCCAUAUUAUCGUUAUAUUUCUCAUGUUUGGGCCUGGCAUCUUCAUCUAUACUCGCCCCUUCAGAGCCUUCCCAGCUGACAAAGUGGUUUCUCUCUUUCACACUGUAAUCUUUCCUUUGUUGAAUCCUGUGAUUUAUACCCUUCGCAACCAGGAAGUGAAAGCUUCCGUGAGGAGGUUGUUUAACCAGCACAUAGCCUAACUGAAAAACAACAGUGUUUUUUCCUUAACUGAAGGGAAAAAACAAUAGGAAAUCAUGACUGGAGAAUUUCAUCUGAAAUUAACUUAUUCAUUUCCAAAUACUGCAUUUAUUGAGCACCUCUCACUAGUCAGGAGUAUGCUAGGCACUGGGAGAAAGAAUUAUUAAUGAGACAGGUAUAGUCACUGCUCUCCUGGAGGUACGGUCUAGUGGGAAUAGAUAGCCAUUAAGAUAGAAAAGGAACAGCAUGAUUUCAGGAAGAGAUAUUGUUCUGAAGAAACUGAAAAGAAAAGUAAAAUGAUAGGUAGGUAGAUGAUAGAUAGAGAGAUAGACAGACAGAUAGAUAGAUGGUUAGAGAGUGUGGGAUGGGGGCUAGUCAGUUUACUUUCAGUCUUCAAGCAGAGACUUCAUGAGGAGGUGACAUUUUGGCUGAUAUAUAGAUAAAGUGAAAGAGUCAACAGUGGGGAUAUCUGGAGGCAGAGCAUUCUAGGCAGAGGGCAGAGGUCAUGCAAAAAUCUGAAGAUGGUAAUGAGCUUGGCAUAUUUGACGAACACAACAAAUUUCAAAUUGAUUGAGGUAAAAUAACUGAAUGUGAAAAUAAUUAGAAUUAAAGUUGGAGAUACUUGUAGUGCCCAACACACAUAUGGGUCUAUGAAGGGAAUAUAAAGAGUUUGAUUUUUUUGUAAUUACAAUAAGAAACGAUUCUAAGGCUCUAAGCAAGAGAAUCAUUUUUCUGAUGCUGUUUCCUAAAUGGCUUAGGGCUGCAAACUCAAGGCUUUGUAUCAAAGAGUUGAAAAAUAUCCUCUAGGGAAAUAUUAUGCUUGUAGGCAUAUUCUGAAAGAAACUAAACUGCCUAUUUUUCUUCUAUAAUUAGAGGAAGGUAAAAAAAAAACCUGGUCAUUUUCAUGGGAAAAUGUCAUGUAAACAUUUUACUUUCCUUUUUGCAGAACUUCAUGAUUACUACUUGCAGAUUUUUAUGACUCCUAGCUAUAUGUUAAUUUCAACCCCGAUUGAUUUCACACUGAGUAUAGUAAUGAUAUGUCUUUGGUGGAUCAGUCAGGAACCUAUCACAGAGAGUGGAAAUCAUUCUAGUUAUUUUAAACAUAAUAUGAUUUAAUAUAGAGAAUUAUAUGCUUACAAAAUAGUUGAACAGUCUAGAAGAACAGACUAAAGGUUGGGCAUCCAAAGAUGUCUCCCAGAACAACACAGGAGGUGUAGGCUGUCAAGGGAGUUGUUCUUGCUGCAAACUUUGCCAUCCGUUGUCUGAAAAAUACCACCACAUCAGCCAUAGGACUAGCAACAGCACAAUGAUCCAGAGCCACUGUGUGCCUAUCAGAUCUCCCCUAGCAAAACAGAAGCCUCUCCUGCUACCGCCUCUCUGCAUAAUUAAAUUAGCCAAAUUCAAGUCUCUUAUGAAGUUAUUGAAUGGGCAGCAUCCAAAAUAAAUCUGGAAACCAAGUAUAAAAGAUCUAGGAUUAACAUUUUAUAUUUUAUUUGAAAAAUAAUCAAGUAUUAAAAUAUAAAUCAUGUGCAUAGUAAAACUAUUUAGGCUAUAGAAAAAGUGUUUUCAUUCCUCAAGUAUCUCCUUCCCAAUCCUCACUCUCAGCUUAUCAUGUUGGCUCCUAUUUCACUGAGAAAAGGAGCAGGAGAGAAUUCCUCAAGCUUCUGCCACUACAUAUAUCCUUAUACCUGCAUCUGGAACCUUGUUUUCUUUCAUCACUCGUGAAACUGGGUGACUUGAUACUACUCCUACAAAAGUCAACUCCUCCAUCUGUGCGUUGGAAUCCAUAUGCUCUUUCCUACUUAGGUCAAUUACUCCGGUAAUUCUUUCUCUCUUCUGCACCAUUAACUUUUUCC